AUGAAUUUGGAAAUGUUGGAAAAGUGUUUCGGCAGCUAUGCUCUAAAAAAAACAGCUGUGUAUCAGUGGCAUGAACGCUUUAAAAAUGGACGUGAGUCCAUCAAUGAUGAUGAUCGCAGUGGCAGGCCGUCGACAUCAAAAGCCGACGAAAACGUUGAUAAAGUACAAAAAAUGUUGGCUGAAAAUCACAUUAUCGUAAAUGAUUUGGGUUUGCGUCUUGUUGCUGCAAAAUUAGUACCAAAAGAUCUUAAUUUCAUGCAAAAAAAAGAUCGUGUCAAUAUCGCUCAAGAUAUGCUUUCUAAGGGUGAAACGGACCCAGCAUUUAUCAAACACAUUAUUACUGGUGACGAGACGUGGGUUUAUGAGUAUGACACUCAAUCCAGGCAUCAGGCGAGUGAAUGGCGACUCCCCGAUGAGCCAAGGCCGAAAAAACCACGUCGUUUUCAGUCGAAAAAGAAGGUAAUGCUCACGGUUUUCAUGGAUUACAACGGAUUAGAGAAACACUUGGAUGGCAAUGAGUUAAAUUUAAAUGCAGAAAAGACAGAGGUAAUGAGGCUUAGAAACGGAGGAGGAAGAGAGAAAGAAUUGACGGGGAGAUGGGAGGGAUUAAAGUUAGAGUAA
This is a messenger RNA of Belonocnema kinseyi, 621 nucleotides long. RefSeq lists its product as uncharacterized. The record is from RefSeq and is a predicted model, not a curated record. Gene Ontology annotation, molecular function: nucleic acid binding. The coding region runs from base 1 to 621 and encodes 206 amino acids. The transcript has 3 exons. Lineage: Eukaryota; Metazoa; Arthropoda; Insecta; Hymenoptera; Cynipidae.